CCUCGAAUGGCCGGCGGCAGAACGGAAAACCAGGUGCCUUCAGUAAGACGACGGACGCGGCCUGUGACCAUGGCUCGGUCGCUGGUGCUCGGUGCCGCGCUCCCGGCGCUGCUGGGUGUCGUCCUCUGCCGGCCCGGCGAUCUCACCCCUCACCACCUCAGCGACCUCAGCGAGGAGCAGCGCGGACAUAUCGGCGAGAUAUGGGGGGUGACGGUCGACGCAGAUCUACCGAUCCCACUCAUUUUUCCGGGCACCAAGUGGUGCGGAGAUGGUGACAUCGCGGCCAACUACAGCGACUUGGGCGUGUUCGCCGAGACCGACAAGUGUUGCCGUGAGCACGACCACUGUCCGGCCUGGAUUCCGGGCUUCGGAACCAACGAGACUAUCGGCCUGCACAACCCAUCCCCCUUCACCAGGUGCGCUUGCGAGUGUGACCAGCAGCUAUCUCAGUGUCUGAGGGAGGUCGGCUCCCCGGUGGCCACGGCCGUGGGCACCAUGUUCGACAACAUCCUCCAGGUCAAGUGCUACCGCCAGGACUUCCCGAUCGUCAGCUGCCUGCGCUACGGCGGGCUAUUUGAUCGCAGCUGCCAAGAGUACGAGCUGGAUGAGACUAGCGAUAAAAUAUGGGAGUUCUUCGACUCGCAGGUGUUCCUGGAGACCGAAGGCGACCUGAGCCAGUGGUGAUUAAAACGACGGACGUGCUCAAUACGAUUACCAGCCCUUUUAGCAAACAUUGUGUUUUUCUCUGGAACUACUCCGAUAAUACAUUCAGGAAGCGGCAUUUUACUGUGUAGUUACCAUGUCUGAAUAAACAGCUCAAGUA
This is a messenger RNA of Amphibalanus amphitrite, 823 nucleotides long. Its product is annotated as phospholipase A2-like. The record is from RefSeq and is a predicted model, not a curated record. The transcript is spliced from 4 exons. Bases 7 to 684 code for a protein of 225 amino acids. Lineage: Eukaryota; Metazoa; Arthropoda; Thecostraca; Balanomorpha; Balanidae. Gene Ontology annotation, biological process: arachidonate secretion; phospholipid metabolic process.